UCUUCUUCCACUGGCUUAAAAUGUAAUGCAUCUUUUUCUCCCCUCCACCCCUUUUCUUUCUCCCAGAGUCCAACAACUGUGAAUUGCCUCUGUUAACCCCAUGCAGCAAGGCUGUGAUGAGUCAGGCCUUGAAAGAUACUUUCAGUGGUUUCACAAAGGAACAGUGUCGGCUGGGUAUCCCAAAUAAUCCCUGGCUGUGGACUGAACAACAAGUUUGCCAGUGGCUUUCAUGGGCUACCAAUGAGUUUAGCUUGGCAAAUGUGAACUUCCACCAGUUUCUUAUGAGUGGCCAAGACUUGUGCAACCUGGGCAAGGAGCGUUUCCUGGAACUGGCACCUGACUAUGUGGGUGAUAUUCUGUGGGAACACCUGGAACAGAUGAUAAAAGACAGCCAAGAGAAAACACAGGAUCAGUAUGUGGAGAACUCUCAUCUCACCUCUGUUCCUCACUGGGUCAGCAAUAAUUCCUUAACUGUUAAUGUAGAUCAGAACUCCUAUGGAAUGCAAAUGCCUGGAUACCCUAAAGCCCUCAGUUAUCCCAAACCCAGCCUCCUGACUGACGUCUGUCAGACUUCCACAGCACCGAAUCUCCUCAACCCAGAACAAGAGUUUUCAUUGUUCCCUAAAGCCCAAGCAGAUGCUGUUGGUGUGAACUACUGCACAGUAAACCAGGAUUUCCCAAGGAACAACCUGAAUUUGCUGAUGGAUAAUUCUGGUAAGCUGAGAGAACACGAGUCCAGUGACAGCGGUGCAGAAAGCUAUGAAAGCUCAGAUUCCAUGUUGCAGUCCUGGAACAGCCAAUCUUCCCUGGUGGAUUUACAGCGUGUGCCAUCCUACGAGAGUUUUGAGGAUGACUGUAGCCAGUCCUUGUGCCUGAGCAAACCUACAAUGUCUUUCAAAGACUAUAUUCAAGAAAGGAGCGAUCCUGUGGAGCAAGGGAAACCAGUUAUACCAGCAGCCAUCCUGGCUGGCUUCACUGGCAGUGGACCUAUACAGCUGUGGCAAUUCCUGCUGGAAUUACUGACUGACAAGUCCUGUCAGUCAUUCAUUAGUUGGACAGGAGAUGGAUGGGAAUUUAAACUUGCUGAUCCAGAUGAGGUGGCCCGGCGGUGGGGGAGGAGGAAAAACAAGCCCAAGAUGAACUACGAGAAGCUGAGCCGGGGCCUGCGCUACUACUACGACAAGAACAUCAUCCACAAGACGUCGGGCAAGCGCUACGUGUACCGCUUCGUCUGCGACCUCCACAACCUGCUGGGCUACACGGCCGAGGAGCUCCACGCCAUGCUGGGCGUCCAGCCCGACACCGAGGACUGAGCCCCCCGCCCGGGGAGAGAGGGGGGGGAAAGACCACCUGGUGUGGGGACUCCGUGUGGGAAGGGAGCCUGUUCUCCCGCCUAUGCUCCGGCCGGGACGCCGCUCUUGGGGGAAUCGGGACCUCGGCGGGCGCGAGAGCCGGAGGGAGGUUUUGGGCCUCUGGGUGUUGUCGGUCGGCGCAGCCCCCUGGAUCUGCGGCGGGGACACGGAAAACGCUCCGGGAUGCGGCGUUCCCGCCGCGCCGAAGGCGUUUUUGGCUACUUUAACGCCGCCCUGGAAAUAAAGGGGUGGCUUUAAAACCAAAGGUUGGGGGUGUGAGAGAGCAGCGAUGCAGCAGGAGUGGUGUUGCUCAGAUGUUUUUAAGGCGCCGUCACCGCUUAACGUCUCGCGUCGUGCAUCUUUUGUCGCGUUAAGGUUAUCGCUGCAUCUUUAUUUAAAAAACGAAAAGCUAAUUUAUUUGAAAACGAGCAGCGAGGAGACCGAUAGUACUUUUGUUUUAAAGCACGUUUUAUUAAUAUUGUUAUUGUUGUUAUUACUGCUCCAGGAAUGUGCUGCACAGGUACAUAAGCACUCCGUGUCCGAAACCAGAUGUAGCAACUGUUAACAACAAAAAAAA
Messenger RNA from Manacus vitellinus (golden-collared manakin), 1929 nucleotides. RefSeq names its product ETS proto-oncogene 2, transcription factor (gene ETS2). The transcript has 7 exons. Bases 117 to 1313 code for a protein of 398 amino acids. Gene Ontology annotation, cellular component: nucleus. Gene Ontology annotation, biological process: cell differentiation; regulation of transcription by RNA polymerase II. NCBI's taxonomy places the organism in Eukaryota, Metazoa, Chordata, Aves, Passeriformes, Pipridae. The record is from RefSeq and is a predicted model, not a curated record. Gene Ontology annotation, molecular function: DNA-binding transcription factor activity, RNA polymerase II-specific; sequence-specific DNA binding.